AUGGAUGCUCCCCCGAAUGAAACCAUCUCUAGUGCUGAUCUGAAAAAACUCACCACCAUCACCAAAAUCGGCUGCGGCUUGUCCAUGUUCUUCCUCUGCAUCGUCCUCUUCAUGCACUUUCUUAUAAGGAGGACCAAGGCCACCGACUCCACCAAGAUCCUGAUCCACCUGGUGUUAGCCCUGUGCCUGCUCGACCUCCUGUUCCUGCUCAACAGCACUGUGGCCGAUAUGAAGAACGCUGUGGGUUGUAAGGCCGUGGCGGCGCUCAUGCAUUACUCCAUGUUGGCCACCUUCACCUGGUUUGCCGUGCAGGCCCUCCACCUCUGCCUGCAGCUGUACACCAAGGGCAACAUUGUGAUCAAUCGUUACGUGCUCAAAGUCUGCCUCGCCAGCUGGAUUACACCCAGUGUGAUCGUGGUGGUCUUGCUCAUCUUGGGCAAAUAUGGUGAACAAGUCAUCAAAACUGAAAACGCUUCAGAAAAUGUGACCAUGUGCUGGAUCACUGAUGGGAACGUCCACUACAUUGUCAACAUCGGCUACUAUGCCAUCGUCUUCGUCCUCACCUUCACCACCUUCACCGUCAUGCUGUCAUGGCUCUGUAUUAACAAGAAAAACCAAAAGGACGACAAGGCGGUUAACAAAAACGAGAUAAGCUUGAUGAGCGUCAUGGGCCUGUGCUGCAUGAUGGGUGUCACGUGGGGUUUUGCCUUCUUCGCCUACGGUGACCUCCGGAUUCCCUCCUACUACAUUUUCACCGUUCUCAAUUCUUUUCAAGGUUUCUUCCUUUUCAUCUACUACUACAAAAGCAGGAGCAGCACGCCGCCAAGGACCUGCGAGAGCGACAACUCAACAAGCGCCAGUCGAACCACCACCAUCGGACCGGAUCUGCUCGGACUCGACAACCCCUACAUCAACACGCCAGGAAAGUAGAAACCAGACUGAGGACGACUGAGGUGUGAGGAAGUCUCCAGCUCCCAGAACGGACGUCGAGGUAGUUCAGAGAAUGAACUGGAGAGUGUACGGAUGUUAAAAUGGGGUAUUUCCUGACUUUAGUAUAUAGCUUUAAUAGUGCAUUUUUUAUUAUAAGCUCACGAUCACAAUAAGGUUUGGAUUAGAAAUAGGAAGGAUUGUUUCAAUUUAAUCAAGAACUCUCAGACCCUUAAAAUUAUCAUAAAAAAGCUUUGAACCGAUGAAUCGUUUAAUUUAUUUAUAAAUUUCCUGCUUUAAC
Platichthys flesus (European flounder) is the source of this 1228-nucleotide messenger RNA. RefSeq names its product adhesion G-protein coupled receptor G2-like. The transcript is spliced from 6 exons. Gene Ontology annotation, biological process: cell surface receptor signaling pathway; adenylate cyclase-activating G protein-coupled receptor signaling pathway. Bases 1 to 930 code for a protein of 309 amino acids. Gene Ontology annotation, cellular component: membrane. Lineage: Eukaryota; Metazoa; Chordata; Actinopteri; Pleuronectiformes; Pleuronectidae. Gene Ontology annotation, molecular function: G protein-coupled receptor activity. The record is from RefSeq and is a predicted model, not a curated record.